AUGGCUAGCCAUCCGAGCUCCUCAGCCCCGCCACUCCCCAAACAUGGAAACGUGCACAACGCUCCAGGCCCUCUAGGAAGCCGCUACAACGAUUCGCCCACUAGCCUGGAGAUCCAGCUCGUUUGCCCGGGGAUUCGGGAGAAGAAUUUCAUGAGAAAAGGGAACACGGAUGUCCAUUUGAGAAAUGACCAUAUCAGCAUGAGCGUCAACGUUGAGAUUUACAAUCAAGAUAAACGCACGAAGGUGAAGACAGUGCUGGAGAGGAGAUAUUUUGAGAUUGACAAGUUCCCGGGUGAGAUAGCCGAUGUCGGAUACAAAUUGAAGAAGGAUUGUGUCGUGCUGAGCGUCCGGAAAAAGAUCCCUGCCAACUGGGAGGCUCAAAUCAGUAGCCAGGGUUUC
Messenger RNA from Mesorhabditis spiculigera, 399 nucleotides. NCBI's taxonomy places the organism in Eukaryota, Metazoa, Nematoda, Chromadorea, Rhabditida, Rhabditidae. The record is from the annotation of a GenBank genome assembly.